ACAUUUUUGGCACUACUAGUUUGCAAUGGAGUUGCCGUUCUUGUAAGUUUCCUAAUCAUACUGCGGGUGUGAAGUUUUAAAUUCCGGUAUUAUGGCAAGUACGCAGUGUCGAGGCAAUGCUGCCGUUGUAGUUUUAGGUGAUAUUGGUCGGAGCCCUAGAAUGGAGUAUCAUUGUUUAAGUUUAUUAGAGGAAAAUUUUAAUGUUGAUGUUAUCGGUUAUGUUGAAACAAACCCUCUAUAUGCUAUUAGAAGAGGAUAUCCGAAAUGUAAAAUACAUGAACUUUCGCCAGUCCCAAUAACGAAUCUAAUACCAAUUUUGAAACUAUUUUUUAAAGCAAUUUGGCAAACUAUAAGUUUAUUAAUUGCAUUAAUGUCUAUCAGACGCCCAGAUUUCUUACUUGUGCAGAAUCCUCCGUGCGUGCCUGCGUUGUUAGUUUGUUAUAUAUAUUCUGCUGUUACACGUUCCAAGUUAGUCAUCGAUUGGCAUAAUUACACUUAUACUAUAUUAGGAUUGUCAGCUGGUGAAAAAAGUUUUUUGUGUGGGAUAGCAAAGCGGAUUGAAAGAUUUUGUGGUCAAAAAGCGAAUGCUAACAUUUGUGUAACAAAGGCUAUGAAGUGCGAUUUACAGAAAAAUUGGAACAUUAGAGAUAUAACAGUACUAUAUGAUCGACCUUCAGCUCGAUUUCACUCCAUUGAUUUAUGUAGGAAACAUGAAAUAUUUAUGAAGCUAUCAAAGGAUUAUCCGCAGUUCCUUCCUAAAUGUUAUUCUGACCUUAAAGAAUGUGGAGUUAUUGAAUCAACGGCAUUUACUCAGAAGCAAGUUAAUGGUUGUACGCGUCGUGUCGUUAUGCUUGACUUUGGUAGUGAUGCUGAAGUCACAUUUCCAGUUAUAAAUGCUGUUGCUUGCUUAGCGGUUGAUUGGUUCUGA
Teleopsis dalmanni is the source of this 928-nucleotide messenger RNA. Its product is annotated as chitobiosyldiphosphodolichol beta-mannosyltransferase-like. Gene Ontology annotation, molecular function: mannosyltransferase activity. NCBI's taxonomy places the organism in Eukaryota, Metazoa, Arthropoda, Insecta, Diptera, Diopsidae. Bases 92 to 928 code for a protein of 278 amino acids. The transcript is spliced from 4 exons. Gene Ontology annotation, cellular component: endoplasmic reticulum. The record is from RefSeq and is a predicted model, not a curated record.